AUGAACUCACCGCCACCAAAUAGCAAAUCAACUGAAACUCAAUUCAAAUUUGGACUACUGAAAGUGUUAAGAAGCAAUUACUUUGCAGAUGUGGAUAGGAUGACAGAGGCCCAUAAUUAGGGAUUAUUUGUAAAAAUCAAAAAUAGAAAUAGGAAUCAAUUAUUGAUGAGAAAGAAUGGUUGAAUUGUGGUAAACCUAUAGUGGAUAAAAGACCUGUUCAUGAAGCUAAAAGAGCUAAUGAAAAAGAAGUUUAAGAUGAAGGAGAGGAAUAAAGAAAAUAAAGAUUAGAGAAUUUGAAUUUGUAUUUAAUGGAUGGUGUAUUUAAGGCAGGUGAAGAGAUGGGAUUAUAAGAGUGGAAUAAAAGAAGAUUGGAAAAAUCUUUAAUAUCAGAAUAAAAAUUUUAUUAUUUCGAUGAUGAUGGAAAUCUAGUUGCAGAUAGAGAAUUUUUUGAAGAGAAAAUAUAAAGAUUAUUUCUAAUUGAUUUUGAUGAAAAUCUGGCAUUAUAAACACAUUAAAGACCUGCUUCAAGAUGUGCAAGAGAAAAUCAAAAUAAAUAGUUACCUUUUAGAUUAGACAUUUUUAUUGGAGUAUUACAAUUCUCUUAUCAUCCUUAAUUUUCAAGGGAAGAUUAGUAUGUGGCAGAUCUAAAAUAUCUGAUUAAGAAAUAUCGAAAGAGGGCUGAUUUGGCUCUGAUUCCUCAUUACUAGAAGACAUUAAAUAUUUUAGAGAAAGAAACUACAGAGUUGUAAAGUAGACCUGAUGAUACUAAGAUGGAGAUGGAAAUGAUUUAGUUGGAGAAAGAAAGAUUAAGAGAGGAAUUAAGAAAGGAGAUAGAGACCUUAUAAAAAUUGAUGGAAUAGAUAUAUGCAAAAUGGGAUACAAUAAAAGAGGAAAGAAAAACAGUUGGGGCAAUUUCAUCUCCUUAUAAAUUAGGAGUCAGAUUUUACAAUUCGACGGAUAAUACUAAGGAAGUGGAUUUUAUAUUAUAAUAAAUAGAAAUUAAUAAGGAGAGUAAUAAGGAUUAGAUAAUUAGUAAAGCAGAAGAAGGAAGAAGAUAAACAAUAAAAAGCUUUAGAGUUUAAUUAGAAAUAGUAAUUAAUAAUUAGGUAGUAGCUUAAACAAGGAAAGUAAAUUUAGAUUGGCCAUCUUUUGAAGCUAGAAUAAUGGAGAAACUUUAAGUGUAUGUAUUUACAAAACCAACAAGUGUUAAAUUAAGAAUAUGGAAGGUUCAAUUGAUUAAUAAAUUAAUUGAUGAAAUUGAGAUAGAAUUACCAGGGGAGAAAUCUUAUGCCAUAACUAGUACUGGAUUUGUUUUGAAGGAAGCUUAUUUUGCAUAAGGUAGAAAAACAAUAAGAGAAUCUCGUUAUUAAGAUUUGAUAAGUUAAAACAAUAAAGCUUUAAAUUAUAAAUCAACUGAAGAAGAAUUUGAAGGAUUUAUUUCAUUUCGAACAGAAUGGCCAGAUUUUGGUCCAAAAAUGCCUCCAGAAAGUCUUGAUAUGCAAUAUCAUUAAUUGGAGACAAAAUAUGAAGAUGAAUUAGGUGAUGCAGAUGAUAUUGAAAAGAUGAUUGUUGAUGAGAAAUACUUUGAUAUUAAUGAUCCUAGAAAUGAAGAAUUAUAUGAAAAAUUAACAAAGAAAUAAGAUAAAUAGACAGAAGUGAUUUCAGGAGAAUGUGUUGUUCCAUAUUCUCAUAUUAAGAGUAAAAGAUAACAAUUAUUAAAAAUGAAAUUUGUUUAACCUUAAUUGAGUAAAUAUAAGAUACCUUUAUUGGAAUAAUAAAUCGAAAGAGAUGGAGAAUUAAUUUAAUUUUUAGGAGAGGAUGAUGAUUAAAUGGAUUAUGAGAAAGAAUUAAGAAAUUAAAAUAAGGAAGAUUAAUUUUAGAUUUUAGGAGAUUAUAUUAAUGAUGAGGCAACUAAAUAAAGAUUAUUGACAAUCUAAAAAAUAUUGUAAGCAAGAAAAAUAGAAGCUAAAUUAAAAAGAGCUAAAAAUUAGAGUGGUUUAAUCUCUAUUGAAAAUGUAGUAAAUGAAUUUCAUUUUGAAGCAGCUGCAUCACUUUUAGCAGAAUGUAUCAAAUCUAUAUUUACUAAAAGAAGAAAGUUAGGACCUUAAAAAAGAACAAAUUUAGAUAAGAAAAAUCCUACUUAAUUGUCUGAAGUUUAAAUAAGUGCAUUAGUUAUUUAAGGAAAUAAUGUUCCUAUCAGAUCAUCUGAUGUUAGUAAAUUAUUAGAAGUAAAAUAAAAAUUAAAUUAAUAUAAUUCUGUUAAAGAAACUAUUGAAUUAUUAGGAAAGAUCAAAAAAGUUAGUCCUAUUAUUUAAGUUACAUUAGAUAUCUAAUCAGAUAAUGUUAGAAUUAUUAGAAAUAUUGAUGUUCUUAAGAAAAAAUAGAAACCUUAAUUACCAGGUUAAUUAUAAGCAUUUGGUUAGUAAGAAGAUGAUGAAUAUGAGGCUGAUAUUGAAAGAUUAAUAAUUGGCAAAAAAGAUGAUUAAUUGACUUCAGAAGUUGAAGGAGUUAAUCCAGAAUGGAAUGAACUUAUUGAUUUUAGAAUUGGAAGAGAAUUUAAAUAAUAAUAAUUUGAUCCUGAAGAUUUAAUUAAUUCUAGAAAUAAGAUCACAUUCACUUUAUUUGAUUAAAUUGGUUGGUUCAAAUAAAAAGGUAUGAACACUUAAGAACAUACACUUACAAUUACAAGAAGAUAUAUAGGAUCAGUGACCAUACCAUUAUUAAAUUUAUUUUAAUAAGAAAAAAUGAGUGGAAGAUUUAGAAUAAAUAGACCAUUGUUUUUGUUAAAUUAUAGAACUUUGAAUGUUGAAAAUUUCUUAAUGGAUUAAAGAAAUUAAACAUAAUAAUAAAAUGAAUUAUAAAGUAUAAUUAAUUAAAAUAUAUUUAGGUUUGCAUAAUAAUUUUGAUAUUAUAGAUCCACAUAUUCCAACAACAAUAGAAUUAACAAUGACAUUAGAACCUUCAAUAAAAGUAAAUGAAGAUUUAAGUGCAACUACUUAUUUUCCAGGAGCAGAAAGUACUAACCUAUUUUUGUACGGAAUUAGAUAAUUGAAUAGAUACAGAGAAUAAUAUAAAGAUCGUUAUAUUAAAUUUUGGGCUGAAAAUUUAAAAGGAGAAUCAGUAUUUUUACCAAGAUUUAUAACUCCUUUGAAACCACCAGAAAUAGAUUUUACUGCAAAUUCAAUAGAAAAGGCAGCUAGAUAUGUUUCAUUAAUUCCAUUUAGAAAUGAUACUGAGGUAUUUAGAGAUUUACCUGAUAUUUAUUGUAAUAGCUAAGAAUUCAUAGAUUUAAGAGCAGGAGAUUUUGAAGAACAUGCUCUUUUAUUGUGUAAUUUCUUUAUGUAUAUUGAUGAGAAAAUAUUAAAAAGAGAUGAUAUUAAAAAUUAUGUAGUAAUGGGUAGAGGAUUACCUGAAGGCAAAACUUAAUAUGUAAUGAGAAGAUUCACAAAAUCUAAUUUUGUGGAAUUAUGGAAUCCAUAAACUGGUGAAGUAUUUGUCUUUCAAAAUUAAGAAUAUAUUAAAACUUUAUUUUGUUUUACAGUAUCAAAAGGAUAUAAAAAUUUAAAUGAUGUUGAUGAUGAUGCAUGUCCAUUAACAAAUAUAGGAUGUAUUUUUGAUAAUUAAAACAUAUAUAUUAAUAUUCAAAAUACAGAAACUCCUAGUGAAAUGAAUUUUAAUAUUGAAGAUACCCAUUUUUGGGAACCACUUUUAAAUAAUGAUUAAAUAAAAGCAUUUUUCCCAAAAGGUAUAUUACCAAUAUCAAAUGAACUUGUAUUUGAUGUUCCAAGUGUUGAAAGAUCAAUACUUGUUUAAGAUGAAUUAGAUAAGUUUUUAAAGAAUAAAAUUAAAGAUUAUAGAUUUGAAGAUCUAGGAUAAAAGAAAGCUCACUUUACUACUACCUUCAAUAAUCAAAAAUAUGCAUAAUUAACUGAAUUUAUAAGGGAUAGAGUUUUGUUUGAUUUGGAAUCAUUUAAAUUUAGAAUUAGAACUACUGGAUUAGCAGUAAUAUUAAUUAUUAUUUUAGAGUGAAUAUGGAGCCUAAAGAAAUAAUGAAUAAUAAUAAUAAUAAUAAGAACAGUAAAAUUAAGAAGAAUAAGUACCUUUAAAUCAUGAAAAUAGUCAAUAAUGGACAUAUUAGAAAUCUUUGGAUCAUUUAAAAAAAAUAUAGGAAUAGUUGAUUAGACAAUAAGUAUGAUUUGUAAAAUAUUUAAGGAAAAAUAUGUAAGAUCAAGUAAAGAAAUGUAUGGAUUUCCUCUGAAUUUCUCAUUUGUUGAUUAUGAAAGAGCAUGGGAUGAAAUCAAAGCUACAGGAAUUGCAGAUAUUAUGAGUGAUGAUAUUGAAUUUCUUUGCAUUACUAGAUGCUUUCCUUAUCCUCAUUAUGUAUUAUCUACAUGGGUAUUUAUUGCAGUACUCUAUAAAUCAAAACCAGCUGAUAUGUGAU
Molecule: messenger RNA, 4441 nt
Organism: Paramecium pentaurelia
Lineage: Eukaryota; Ciliophora; Oligohymenophorea; Peniculida; Parameciidae
Source: the annotation of a GenBank genome assembly